AUGUAUCUAGAUUUGUCCCGUAGUAGUAAGUGUUCUCGAUUUUUACUCGACGUCGUUAAAAUAUUCGUUUUAGCUUGUACUUCUGUAAAUGUGAGUAAUUUGCUGGUGAACCCUGGAGCUGAAACCGGAUUUCUUUCACCUUGGGCGAUCGUUGGUACGUCAGCGCCCGGUAUUGACAAUGGAACAUUUGAUCCAAACAUUAAACCGCACAGUGGCGGCUAUCAGUUCGGUAGGUUCUCAGUUCAAACAGUAGCACUGACACAAAAUGUCGUCAUUAGUGGCACUCAAAGCAUUACACCUGCCCUCAUUGACUCGUGCAAUUUAGUAGCUCAUAUUUCAUUCUGGGAACAAGGACUCAAUCAAGGUGCGAAUAAUGACGAUGCGCAGGUUAUUUUGGCAUUUCUGGAUGUGAACAACGUCCUUUUGCAAAAUAUUAGCACUCCAGAAGUUGAUUUCAGUGCGGGGGUAUGGGGCCAAUAUUCAAAUGCAUACACCAUACCUGUGGGAACACGAAGUAUCAAUUAUACAAUGAAAUUUAUCCGACAUACUGGGACAGAUUUAGACGCUUUCAUGGAUGACAACGUGCUCACAAUCGUUAAGCAAUAA
Molecule: messenger RNA, 606 nt
Organism: Didymodactylos carnosus
Lineage: Eukaryota; Metazoa; Rotifera; Eurotatoria; Philodinida; Philodinidae
Source: the annotation of a GenBank genome assembly